CCAUUCGCCGGCGCGGGCGCCGAACGCUUUACUCGCUUAAAGGAUCAUACUUUAAAAUAAUGCUCAAUGUAUAAACGAAACAUAGAUUUUAAGAAAUAGUAAAUUUGUGAAUAAUUUCCCUCAAUAAAUAAUAAAUCAUGGAAACUAUUCAUAAAAUAGUUUGUUGUGUUUUGCUUUUAUGUGCGUGUUUUUCAGAAUUGUCGUGUUUUAAUUUAUCAUAUACAAUUUCUGAUGAAGAUUAUUAUAAAUUACCAGAACUCUUCGCCUUAGACAACUACGAAAAAUGCUUAUCUCAAAAAGAUACAUUUUACUGUGUGGGUACUUUUGAAUUACAUGCAUCACAACCUUCUCAAGUCUUUGACAAAUUAAAGAAACUCACCGAAUACAGUAUUGCAAAUUUUAAUCAUACAAAAAUAUACAGAGGCGUUUGUUUAGGUAGCAUCGGGAAGUGUGCUAUCAAUCAAACAGUGCCGUUGGAAAAGUCUUUUGAACAUUGCAUCGACCAAGAGGUUAGAAAAGAAUUCAGUCUUCGUGCUCAUUUAUUAGAAUUUGAUUAUUGCAAACACCGAGGGGACAAAAGAAAAUUCGAUACAUUAGACCGAAUAUUCAUAUUGUAUAUUUUUUCUAUAUUGCUCUUAAACUUUAUUGGCACGACUUAUGACGUAUGUCACAAGGAUGGAAGGUCAACAGAAAAUUCGUGGGUUAUGGCGUUUUCUCUUCGCAAUAAUUGGAGGAAGUUAACAAAUAAUGUAGACUCGUCUGAACAUACCUUUCAGUGUUUUCAUGGAAUGAGAGCUAUAUUAACAGUAUUAGUACAUUUUGCUCAUACAUUAAUUUGUAUUGUUGCUGGUUUCAUUCCAAAUCCUCGAUUUGUAGAAAUGAUUGGGAACAGACCAGAAUUUGUAAUAUUCUAUAAUGGUACUGUUGUUAUUCAAACCUUUAUCGUGAUGACCAGCUUUUUAAGGACAAUAAAAACGUUCUGGCUCGCUGAUAAGGGAAAACUAAGCUACAGCACUAUCUUGGAGGCUGUUGUGGAUAGGUAUAUUAGAAUAAGCCCAUCUUUUAUGACAGCUGUUGGUCUAUCAGCAACGCUCGUACCCUAUUUAAGCGAUGGUCCACUAUGGAAGAAGCAUGUGGACGGUGAAGCUGAAAUUUGCAGGAACACUUUUUGGCGCCAAUUUUUCCUUGUGCAGAAUCUCUAUCCACCGAGCUGCCAUCCACAGGCAUGGUAUUUAGCCGUGGACUUCCAAGUAUAUAUUUUAACAACUGUUAUUACUGUAUAUUUAGUCCGAAGAAAAGAUAAAAUACUGAAAAUUUUGACACGUCUACUAAUCACAUCAUUGGCAGUAUUGUUUAUUAUAGUUUACUUCCUAGAACUCAAGCCAAGUUUACAGAUCAUGAAACCAGAGAACCUUCUGAAUACCUUCAAGUUCGAAAAGUCUUUUCACCUGCUGUAUCAGUCUUUGUGGGGCAACUUACCUUCGGCCAUCAUUGGGGUACUAACUGCAUGUAUUUACAUGCAUGUUAAAUCUUCGAAAAUUGAUCUGAAAAGCAAUAAGUUAUUCGUCUAUGCAUUUAAGCUGUCUAUACCUGUAGCCUUUGCCUAUGCUUUUUUGGGACUGUUUUUGACGUUUACUAUGUCGUCGCAUUUGACCGUGUCGGCAUAUGCUACCAUCGAUAAACCGACGUAUGCUGUCAUCAUGGCAGUCUUUAUUUUAGGAUGCGUCUUUAAAGUUGACGAUAUAUGCCGCAGUGUCAUAGAAUGGCCCGGAUGGGUAGUGUUAAGUCGCCUAUCUCUUUCUGCUCUACUAAUGCAUGUCAUGGUAAAUAGGGUCUUGGUGGCAAACAGACUCUAUCCUCUUAACGCAUCUAUAGCAAACGUUAUGGCAGACGGAAUCAGCGUGUCAGUACUAACUUUCUUAUUGUCUUUGCCGCUAUGCCUGAUGGUAGAAUACCCAUUUAUACAGCUGUAUAAAAAAGCUACAGAACAAACUAAAUCUCAAAUCGUAGCCAAUGGCAACAGUAGAACAAAAGAUAAUUAAAUUUAUGACGUAGGUACUAGUAAUUCCAGGCGUCACGCGUCAUGGGGUAAUUUAUAUAUGGCCAGGGUAACACAUGCAUUGUUAUAAAGUGGGUAAAUUUAAUUUUUGUAUUGUAGUGGCAUGGCAUAUUUUUAUUAAAAAAUGUUAGUA
Molecule: messenger RNA, 2192 nt
Organism: Leguminivora glycinivorella
Lineage: Eukaryota; Metazoa; Arthropoda; Insecta; Lepidoptera; Tortricidae
Product: nose resistant to fluoxetine protein 6-like
Exons: 12
Coding region: 138-2042 (634 amino acids)
Molecular function (GO): acyltransferase activity, transferring groups other than amino-acyl groups
Source: RefSeq, a predicted model, not a curated record